Molecule: messenger RNA, 652 nt
Organism: Lolium perenne
Lineage: Eukaryota; Viridiplantae; Streptophyta; Magnoliopsida; Poales; Poaceae
Biological process (GO): defense response to other organism
Source: RefSeq, a predicted model, not a curated record
AUGAAGAGGAAGCCCGUGGUGAUCUGCUGCAGCGUGCUGCUCGCUCUAAUCGUCAUCCUCGCCAUCGUCUUCGUGGUGCUCUACUUCACCGUGUUCCGGCCGCGGUCGCCGCACGUGGCGGCCAAGGUCGUGAGCAUGACAGUAACUCAGGUGGAUGUCUUGGCUAUCCCGCCGAAGCUCAACCUCAGCUUCGACGUGGCCGUGACCGUGAAGAACCCUAACUACGCGUCGUUCCGCUACGGCGACGUGGUGACGGACCUGAACUACCACGGCUUGGCCGUGGGACAGUCGGUGAUGUUCGCCGGGGAGGUUGGCGCUCGGACGACGCAGACGGUCACGGCGACGGUGAUAGUGCAGGCAGACAAGGUGGUGUUCACGCCCGCUUUCGUCCAGGAAUUGGCUGCCUCCGUGUUCAACCCGCCGUUGAUGCUGCCGUUCGAGACGAGGACGACGGUGGCCGGGAAGGCCGUGGUGGCCGCGACGUUCAAGAUCAAGGCGAGCUCGGCGGUUACGUGCCUCAUCAGUAGCUACCCUUUGACGGGGGAGAGCAACACGAACUGCACAUCCACGACGAAUGUGGGUUAACCUUUUUCUUUUAUCAUGUGCGAGUGAGGAGAGCUCACACCAUCACACGUCUCAUAUUACCCAUUUG